This is a messenger RNA of Melospiza georgiana, 1669 nucleotides long. It is a transcript of the gene RSKR, whose product is annotated as ribosomal protein S6 kinase related. The record is from RefSeq and is a predicted model, not a curated record. Bases 1 to 1494 code for a protein of 497 amino acids. The transcript has 13 exons. Gene Ontology annotation, molecular function: ATP binding; protein serine/threonine kinase activity. Gene Ontology annotation, biological process: protein phosphorylation. Lineage: Eukaryota; Metazoa; Chordata; Aves; Passeriformes; Passerellidae.
AUGUGGGCACAGGGUGCUCCGGGGCUGCUUUGUGGGGUGCAGAACCCUCGUGCCAAGGGCCCCCGGGAGCUUCCCCCCCUCCCUGCUGUGCGGUCCUCUCGGGGCAGCUCCGCCGCCGAGCCCCGGGGCGGGGGGUGGUCGCGGCGGGCGGGGCGGGGCGGGGCGGCGGGGUUAUGUAAGGCGGCGAUUACCGGGGACCGGGCCCGGGGCGCGGCCGGGCGGCGCCGCGAUGGGAGCGACGAGCAGCGGCCCCGGCCCGACCCCGGCUCCGGUGCGGCCCCCCCAGGUGCGUGCGGCGGCAUCAGCCCCGGGCAUCCCCCGGGCAUCCCCCGCCCCGGGGUCCCCUCGCUGACGCUGUCCCCGGUUCCGCAGGGCCGCGCCGUGGGCUCGUGGGUGCGGGCGCUGUUGAGCCGAGCAGGGUCGGUGCCGGUGUCGGUCCCGGUGCCGGUACCGGGGCUCGCCCUGGCCCCGCGGGGCCCCGCCGAGGAGCCGCCGCUGCCCGGGUGGCCGCUGCCGCAGCUCGUCUCGUUGUUCCUGCCGGAGUUCCCCGUCCGCCCCUCCGCCCGCCAGCAGCAGCUCAAGAUCCUGGGCUUCGUGGCCAAAGGCUCCUUCGGGACCAUCCUCAAAGUGCUGGACUGUGGGAGGGAGAAGGUCUGCGCCGUGAAGGUUGUGCCCAAAGUGGAGGUGCUGCGCCGUGACACCCUCAAACAGUGCAAAGAAGAAGUCAGCAUCCAGAGACAGGUCAGGCACCCGUUCGUGCACGGGCUGGGGGACAGCUGGCAGGGCCAGCGCCACCUCUUCAUCAUGUGCACCUACUGCAGCACGGGGGACCUGCACGCGCUGUGGCGCACAGCUGGCUGCCUGGCCGAGGCCACCGUCCGCCUGUUCGCCGCCGAGCUGGUGCUGGUGCUGGUGUACCUCCACGACCUGGGCAUCAUGCACAGAGACGUCAAGAUGGAGAACAUCCUCCUGGAUGAGAGAGGGCACCUCAAGCUCACUGAUUUCGGCCUCUCCCGGUACCUGCAGUGGGGUGAGCGAGCCCACACCAUCUGUGGCACCCUGCAGUACAUGGCCCCAGAGGUGCUGAGUGGGGGGCCCUACAGCCAUGCAGCCGACUGGUGGUCCUUGGGAGUCCUGCUCUUUGCCCUGGCCAGUGGGAAGUUCCCCGUGGCUCCAGCGGGGGACCAUGUGGCCAUGCUGGAACGUGUCAAACAGAGCAGCUACGAGAGCCCACCCGAGUUCAGCCCUGAGCUGGCCCGGCUGCUCGCCGAGCUGCUGUGCCACAACCCCCUGUACCGCCUGCGCUACCUCCACCACUUUCAGGGCCAUCCCUUCUUCCGCGGGGUGGCCUUCGACGCCGAGCUGCUGCAGAAGGACCCGGUGGUGGUGGCAGCGGCCCCGCGACCCCCCGAGCAGCCCCCACCCGACCCCGCCACCUUCGCCGACUUUGACUACGACCUCGCCGCCCCCCCGGACCGGCCCUGGCCUGGCUGAGCCACCACGGCUGGGACCCUCGGCAUCGCUCAGGGACAUCCCCACCCCGGCAGCGGGUCGGACCCUGCUGGGCCGGGUCCCCAAGGGGUCACCCGGGUACCCCCCGAUCUCCUCCCCGGGUACCUCAGCUCUGUACCUCUCCCCGCGGGAGCAAUAAACCCGAGAGCCGCGGGCA